CAAUUUAUACUUAACUGUCCUUGAUGUUAGUUUUUUGUUUGUUUGUUUUUAGAAGUUUUUUAGUUCAAUCUUUGGGCAGAAUGUGAUAGGAAAUACUUGUUAGCCAAGGUCUCUAAUUAAUUAUAUAUUUUUUACAGGUUAGAAUUGUUAAAACUAUCCUGAUACAUUCCUGUAAUGGCCACUGCUCAGCUCUCUCGCUCCAUCAGAUUACACAAGGAAACAGUUUUCCCAUCUCAAAUCACUAAUGAGCAUGAGUCAUUGAUAAUGGUGAAGAAACUUUUUGCUACUUCUAUCUCAUGUAUAACAUAUCUAAGGGGCCUAUUUCCAGAGAGCUCUUAUGGAGAACGCCAUUUAGAUGACCUCAGUUUAAAAAUCCUCCGAGAAGAUAAAAAAUGUCCUGGGUCACUGCAUAUUAUUAAAUGGAUUCAAGGUUGUUUUGAUGCUUUGGAAAAGAAAUACCUACACAUGGCAGUACUUACACUUUACACAAAUCCCAAGGAACCUGAGAAAGUGACUGAGAUAUACCAGUUCAAAUUCAAAUACACAAAAGAAGGAGCCACUAUGGAUUUUGACAGCAGCAGUACAAGCUUUGAAAGUGGGACAAACAGUGAAGAUAUUAAGAAAACCAGUGUUCUACUGAUCCGUAAAUUGUAUAUACUUAUGCAGAACCUUGGACCCCUUCCUAACGAUGUUAUACUUACUAUGAAACUUCACUACUAUAAUGAGGUGACCCCAAAUGAUUACCAGCCUCCUGGUUUUAAGGAAGGAGUGAACUCACACGUCCUGCUGUUUGAGGGAGAGCCCGUCAACCUGCAAGUGGGAUUGGUCUCCACUGGCUUUCACAGCAUGAAAGUAAAAGUCACGACUGAGGCCACCAGAGUGUCUGAUUUGGAGAACAAUCUCUAUCAGGAGAACAGCACUACUGAGAUCGCCCAUCAAGGCCUAGACUAUGAUGAUGAGGAGGAGGAAUGCGACAAUCACAUUGAAAGAAUGGAUUUUGUGUACAGUCAGCAGAGUUCAGAGAGCUCCAGGAAGAAGAGGAAGGUCAGCGAGCCAGUGAAAGUCUUCAUUCCUAAUAGAAAAUGAAAGAUGCCUUCGCUUCACUACAUUUAUUUAAAAGUAAUUUUAUUUUGCAACAAGCAUGCGUUAAGUAUCUUAGCAGGAAAGUAAGUUCCUAUCACCAAAACCUUUUUAUGGAUUUGUUGCUUAACUUUUUUAGUCAGUUUACUAAGUGCUAAAUUACUCCGUAGGACACAGGCUCUCUUUGCCGCAAAGAAACGAGGUCACUGGAGCUGCCUUGGGAUAGCAUUACUUCGAGGCUGAGUUAGAAAUGAGACACCCUUUAUGUUUCUAAAAGAACCGCAGCAGCUCUUUUGAAAAGAAAUAAGCUGUUCUCAAAGGAAAGAAGGGUUUUCUUUGCAUCAUUAAA
Messenger RNA from Trichechus manatus latirostris (Florida manatee), 1429 nucleotides. It is a transcript of the gene HORMAD2, whose product is annotated as HORMA domain containing 2. Bases 175 to 1086 code for a protein of 303 amino acids. The record is from RefSeq and is a predicted model, not a curated record. The transcript is spliced from 10 exons. NCBI's taxonomy places the organism in Eukaryota, Metazoa, Chordata, Mammalia, Sirenia, Trichechidae.